Messenger RNA from Lagopus leucura (white-tailed ptarmigan), 843 nucleotides. Its product is annotated as roundabout homolog 1-like. Gene Ontology annotation, molecular function: axon guidance receptor activity. Gene Ontology annotation, cellular component: axon; plasma membrane; neuronal cell body. The coding region runs from base 337 to 843 and encodes 168 amino acids. The transcript is spliced from 3 exons. Gene Ontology annotation, biological process: homophilic cell-cell adhesion; synapse organization. Lineage: Eukaryota; Metazoa; Chordata; Aves; Galliformes; Phasianidae. The record is from RefSeq and is a predicted model, not a curated record.
GAGCCGCUACGUGCGCGUCGCACCCGGAGCUCUUUGUUGUGCGCGUCCCGGGCACCGAACAAAGUCUCGGGCCGGAGGAGCAACUCGUGAGCGGCGGCUGCGGAGAAGCGAGGCUCUUUUGUGUUCUGCCGUCUUUGUGGAUGGUCCUGGGAAGUGUCACGGAGGAACGCCCGGGCCGAGAGAGAGCAGAGCGGGGCCGGCGUGCGCCCGCAGCACCCGGGUGUGACAGUGCCGAGCGCCGCGGGAUUACGGAGCCUCGGUCGCGUCGAGCCGCUGUGGGAUUACAAGUGGGGGCUCUUCUGGCAUGAGACUGUCUGCAGGCGCCACCUGAGGACAAUGGUCGCGGAGUUUGCUCACUUUUACCUGUGUGGAUUACUCUGCCUCGCCUCAGGCUCCCGUCUUCGGCAAGAAGAUUUCCCACCUCGCAUCGUUGAACACCCAUCUGAUUUAAUUGUUUCAAAGGGAGAACCAGCAACUUUAAACUGUAAAGCUGAAGGAAGGCCGACACCAACCAUUGAGUGGUAUAAAGGUGGAGAAAGAGUGGAAACUGACAAGGAUGAUCCUCGUUCUCAUCGGAUGCUGCUGCCCAGCGGAUCUUUAUUUUUUUUACGCAUAGUUCAUGGGCGCAAGAGUAGGCCAGAUGAAGGGGUCUAUGUCUGCGUGGCAAGGAAUUACCUUGGGGAAGCUGUAAGUCACAAUGCUUCGCUGGAGGUGGCAAUUAACAGUUUUCAUCUUCAUUCACAAUGUUACUCCUACAAAAUUUCUGACAUUGAAGCUGUGUAUGUUAAUAUGCAGUAUCAGUAUGGUAGCCCAAAAAGAGAGCAUGAUGGGAUAAUCAGAUAA